CGCUCCCAGUCAAGAGCGGAGGCCCCACCCUUUGUGUUACCUACCGGCCGUCAAUCAAAAUAGAAAAAAUCUGACAGUUAUCACCAAUUUCUUCGCGUAUACAAUCAGUAUAAUUUCCCUCAUCAUGUCCGGUGGCUUGUGACUAUCAGGACCCUCCGGUUUACAACAAGCCACGCAAUGACUGCCCCAGAAGAGCCAAUGAAAGAUGCUAUGGCUGCAUUAGAGGUGAACAGCAGUCAGGGUGACUUUAUACAACAAGAAGAAAGCGGGGGCAACCAGGACUCUCAGCCGUCACCCCUCGACCUGCUAGCAACGACCUGCACUAAGGUUGGGUCACCAUCGUCAGAGGUGGACAGAGGUGCUGCCGCUGAUGUGACAUCAGAUCUGUCAACACAGCUAACUGGGACUGACAAAUGGGAGGUGUUAACCCCAACAACAACAGCAAAGGAUGAAUCUGGAAUAAUACAGAUCCAAAGUCAAGGAAUAUUUACAUCAAAUGGACAGUAUGUUCUUCCUCUUCAGAGCUUACAAAGUCAGCCAAUCUUUGUGACGUCAGGAACAGAUGAUUCCUCUGCCAAUUCAGUGCCUAACAUUCAGUACCAAGUAAUUCCUCAGAUUCAGACAGCAGAUGGACAGCUGAGCUUCUCCACGUCCGGUGUGGAAGGACCUACUCUGACUCAGGAUGCCACGGGGCAGAUUCAAAUUUUGCCCGAAGGAAGCCAGAGUCUCCACGUGACAUCAACUGCAAGCAUCCUUAACAACAACCAGAACCUCAUAUCACAGACUGGUAAUGUCCAGCAGAUCCAAGGGGUUUCUAUUGGCAGCUCCACCUUCAACAACCAGGGCCAGGUUGUUACUAAUGUGCCUGUGGGUUUGCCUGGGAACAUUACCUUUGUUCCUAUUAACAGCAUAGACUUGGACUCCCUUGGCCUGUCUGGUGCUCAGACUAUAGCAACAGGGGUCACCGCUGAUGGCCAGCUAAUUAUGGCCAGUCAGCCCGUGGAUGGCUCAGAGAGUCUGGCAAAGACAGACGGUCACCUCUCACAGACACUUGUAAAUGACUCAAAUGCAAAUCCUGAGAUAUUUGUGCCAACGUCUUCCUCUCAGCUUCACGUUCCAUCAAACGAAUCAGGUCUGCUGACACAAGACGCUUCGCUAUCGUCCGUGGCCGCGGAGCAGGCUGACUCGAGUUCUGCUCUCCAAGAAGGCUUCAUCCAACAGAACCAGGAGCAGAACGUCCAGGUGUCCUCAGCUCAGCCCAUCAUCCAGCUGCAGCAAGUUCCUGUUCAGACCACCAACGGUCAGGUGGUGCAGUCCGUGGCGACAGGUGGGCAGGGUCUGCAAAAUGUGCAACUGAUCAACCCAGGAACGUUCAUCAUCCAGGCUCAGACAGUAACGCCGUCGGGCCAGAUACAGUGGCAGACCUUUCAGGUUCAAGGAGUGCAGAACCUUCAGAACCUCCAGAUUCCCACCACGCCACCCCAGCAGAUCACUCUGGCACCAAUCCAGACUCUGUCCCUGGGGGGCAUCAGCACGGGGCAGAUACCCAACCUGCAGACAGUGACGGUCAACUCAGUGGCGCAACAGGAAGGAGACACAGACACACCUGGAGACAUUCAGAUUAAGGAAGAGCCCGACUCUGGGGACUGGCAGCUAAGCACCGACUCUACCCUGAACACGAGCGAUCUAUCCCACCUCCGGGUCAGGCUGGUGGACGAAGAGGAUCAGCUGGGCCAGGAGGGCAAGAGGCUGCGCAGAGUGGCGUGCACUUGCCCUAACUGCAAAGAGUCGGGCGGGAGAGGAUCCAGCACGGGGAAAAAGAAGCAGCACAUCUGCCACAUCACGGGCUGCGGAAAAGUGUACGGAAAGACGUCGCACCUGCGAGCACACCUGCGCUGGCAUUCAGGGGAGCGACCUUUUGUUUGCAGCUGGAUGUUCUGUGGGAAGAGGUUCACACGCAGCGACGAGCUGCAGAGACACAGGAGAACACACACAGGAGAGAAGAAGUUCGUCUGCCCCGAAUGCUCCAAGCGCUUCAUGCGGAGCGACCACCUGGCGAAGCACAUUAAAACCCAUCAGAACAAAAAAGGCGUGAACUCUGGCAGCGCUGUGGUGGCCUCGAUGGAAUCCGCGGGGUCCUCAGACAGUAUCAUCACCACGGCGGGCGGGACCACCCUCAUCCUCACCAACAUCCAGCAGGGCUCCAGCAACGCCCAGGACAUCCUGGCCAACGCAGAGAUCCCCCUGCAGCUCGUCACCACGGUAGCGGCCAGCGAAGUCAUGGAGUGAUUCCCCGCUCCGCUCACGAACUUCCGCAAACCUCUCUCAUACUGUAUACUCCUACCUGCAUUUUUAUUCAAGUUUUUUGAAGGAAAAAAUUAUAAAUAUCUAUAAAUAUAUAUAUUUUAACACAGAAAUAGUCCAUUCUCAGUUUUUACUGGGGAAAAACAACACAAGUGGGGGCAUAAAGGAAAAGAGUGGUUAAAGACAUUGCAGUAAACACACAAGGAAAUGCCUUAUUUUGUACAAUAUUGUGUAGUUGGAAAUUCCACUUUCUUUUAAAUCUACUUAUUUGUUAAAUAUGUGUUUCACAUAAAGAAGUAUUGGUAUGUUCUUUUCCUGAUGCUAUAUUUUGAUGCUGUCCUUAUUUAGCAGGAUUUGUCCCAUACUCCUUUGAGCAAAGGCUAAAUCUCACAGCAGAACUGAUUUCAUCCAGCUGAGGUAAAAUUACAGCUUAUGUCCAUGCAAAUUUUUCCACAUUAUUUUUUUUUUUUUUAAAUCUUUAUCUAUUAUGCAUUUUCGUGUCCUUGCAGUCUGCUUGCAAAGCCCACCGUCGUUUUAUUUUUCCAAAUUUGCCCCCACCUCAGACAUUUUGCAGGUGAAAAAUGAAAAACAAUCAAAAUUUUGUAUUUGAAUUCCUCUUGAACAUAAACUGUUGAUACACAUUAUUUGCUUAUGAAAUAUUUUGACUGAACAGCUAUUUAUAUAUUGGGCUUUACAUAGAUAAUGCAUUUGUGAUAUUAAAGGUCUAGAGUAUUUCAAGCGGCUCCACUAACUGUAAAUCAGACAGGUUUAAUUUUUUGUCAAACGUUUUUGGAGGAGGAGGAGGAGGAGGAUGACGUGUUGUAAUAUAAAGAGAAACAAGCCAUUUUUUUUUUGGAGGUAAUUGCCAAAUUUGACAACAAACUCAGGGUGACUUGUGACUGUGCGAUGAAGGUAGAGUAAAUCACCCCUGUAGCUUCUCGGGCCACGCUGGGAUAUUGUGAAGAAAUGUUACCAGUGCUCAUUGAAUCCUACUAUGUUGUGAAAAGAGCUUCGCAGAUUUUCAGUCCUUUACAAUCUGUGUAUUACUGUAAGCGGUACUUUUAUUAUUAUUAUUAUUAUUAUUAUUGUUUUUUAACAGCACUGUUCUCAUCACUUUAAAAUCAUCAUUCAUCCUUUUUGUAUAAGAAAUGUUUGUGUACUUCCCGAGAAACCGUCGGUUUCCCCCACUGUCUGUAAAUGUAUCGGCCCCUUUGUUGUUUUUGCCUUUCGCUGUUUGUUACACUAUCUCCUUCCUUCUGGUGUUUUUAUCUGAUUUCUGCCCCCAAAUGUUUGAAUUCAAUACACAUGCGCACUGAACGGUAAAUUUAUUGGUGGCAUAUUUGUUUUUUCGUUUUUCUUUUUUUUUUCUUUUAAGACAAUGAAAGCUAUGUAACAUGAUCCUCCCUCGGCCACUUACUUUCUUACAGGAUAUUUAACUUAGAGCAGGAUGCUUUUCUUAGCCUGUACUAAACACUGAAGGUUUAUCCUCACUCCAAUCCUCUGUAUAAAUAUGUCAAUAUCGAUAUAAAUCUUUAUGUUACACUUGAAUGUUAUUUCAUUUAGCUUUAUUUUAAUGUAUCCUUGUUGUACCAUGUCUGCUCUGUGAGAGCGGUUUCAUACUAAAAUGACUAAACGUGACACAAAUUUCUCAUCGUA
Messenger RNA from Mugil cephalus (flathead mullet), 3960 nucleotides. RefSeq names its product sp3a transcription factor (gene sp3a). The coding region runs from base 178 to 2289 and encodes 703 amino acids. Gene Ontology annotation, molecular function: DNA-binding transcription factor activity, RNA polymerase II-specific; RNA polymerase II cis-regulatory region sequence-specific DNA binding. The record is from RefSeq and is a predicted model, not a curated record. Gene Ontology annotation, biological process: regulation of transcription by RNA polymerase II. The transcript has 7 exons. NCBI's taxonomy places the organism in Eukaryota, Metazoa, Chordata, Actinopteri, Mugiliformes, Mugilidae.